Messenger RNA from Prunus mume (Japanese apricot), 1797 nucleotides. NCBI's taxonomy places the organism in Eukaryota, Viridiplantae, Streptophyta, Magnoliopsida, Rosales, Rosaceae. The record is from RefSeq and is a predicted model, not a curated record.
ACGUCGUUAGGCUCGGGGUUUGGUGAAAAGUUUUUGCCGUGGGGAAAACUGAAGAGGAACUCCGCCAUCUCUUUCUUGGUUCUGUGUUCCCCCGCGAAUUUGGAAAAAGCGCCAUCUCUGUCCGUCUUUGUCGCUUCCUUCCUUCCUCGCUUCAAUCUUCUCAAGGCGUUGAUCCCUCCAAAGCUUUUAGAUCAAGAUCACUCUCAAAUCCCCCACAAACCCAUCUGAUAUCCAUGAAAGGAAAAAAAAAAAACCUGCUUUAUGUGUUUUCAGUGAAGUAAGCUUUGUGGAAAUUUAUAAAAUGACCCAAUUGAAUGAUGAUUAUAAGGUUGAUGAUGGAAUUACGUCCCAGAAUGGUUGCGAAUGCUUUCCGCCAUCCUGUUGGGGUAAUUCAGCUCCAUGGUUCUGUUGGUGACACCGGUUCUAUGAGCAAAUGUAGGCAGAUGUCUUUCAGAUUUGUCUCCAAAAAUUUUGCGGUUGAUGUGGGUUUGCUUAGAAAAGGACAAUGUGGUUCUAGACAGUGUAAACUGCAAGUAAUUCGUGCAUCUUCUUCUCAGACUUCAACAACUGAUCCAAUUUUAUCUACCUCGAAAGCUGAAAGUGCUUUAAUACUAAUUCGUCAUGGUGAAUCUUUGUGGAAUGAGAAGAACUUGUUCACCGGUUGUGUUGAUGUGCCUUUAACCAAGAGAGGUGUAGAUGAGGCAAUAGAAGCCGGUAAGAGAAUUAGCAACAUCCCUAUAGAUAUGAUUUUCACAUCUUCGCUGAUUCGUGCACAGAUGACAGCUAUGCUUGCCAUGACCCAACACCGCCGAAAGAAGGUACCAAUCAUUACGCAUAACGAGAGUAGACAGGCGAAAACAUGGAGUCAAAUUUACAGUGGAGAUACUAAGAAGCAAUCGAUUCCAGUUGUAACUGCUUGGCAAUUGAACGAAAGAAUGUAUGGUGAAUUACAGGGUCUUAAUAAGCUAGAGACAGCUGAAAGAUAUGGAAAGGAGCAAGUGCAUGAGUGGCGUCGGAGUUAUGAUAUUCCUCCCCCAAGCGGCGAGAGCUUGGAAAUGUGUUCACAAAGAGCUGUAGCCUACUUUAAAGAACAUAUUGAACCAAAACUACAAUCUGGAAAGAACGUGCUGGUUGCUGCCCAUGGGAAUUCGUUAAGGUCUAUAAUCAUGUAUCUUGAGAGAUUAACUUCACAGGAGGUUAUUAGCUUAGAGUUAUCAACCGGUGUACCACUGCUUUAUAUUCAUAAGGAGGAAAAGUUUAUGAGGAGGGGAAGUCCAGUUGGACCUACAGAACCUGGUGUUUAUGCUUAUACUAAGAGUUUAGCUCUCUACAGGCAAGAAUUGGAUAAAAAGUCACAUUGAACUAUAUAAAAGCAGGGGACAACCUAUUUUUACUUGGGGGCUUUUUCUGUUUAUGAAACAAUUGAAGGACAUAUGCCUGGAAUUCUGCAGCAUAUGAAUACAGCUCUGUGCCGUACAAAUUUUUGUUUUUCAAUUUGCAUAUCAGAAGUCACUAAUUAAAACAAGGCAUUGAAUUUCUGUAGUUUCAGUACAUUCCUGACGUCAAAAGAUAUUGGAAAAACAAGAAAAGUCACAUCAUACUUAACAAUGUUGAAACUUGUAUUGUAUGUUAGAGUGUGGGCAUGUGGAAGGAUUACAAAGGGCAUGGCCAUGAUUUUGCUGCUAUUUCUGAAACUUUAGUUAGAUAGUUAGGCGAUGGUUGACAAUUGAGACAGAUGUAUUCGAACUGCCUCUUGUGUUUGAUUUCCAAAAGUCAGAAAGGAGCUACUUUUUCUUC